Cricetulus griseus (Chinese hamster) is the source of this 1245-nucleotide messenger RNA. Lineage: Eukaryota; Metazoa; Chordata; Mammalia; Rodentia; Cricetidae. The record is from RefSeq and is a predicted model, not a curated record.
GCCGCGAUGGGCAGAUUCACCAGAGGUGGCAGCAGCAGGCGGCCUUUGCGCCACUUCCCCGACACCGCCGAGCUGGUUUCCCUCCGGCCUCCUUUCGGAACUGCACAGGCAUGCAGAGGUGAAAGGUCACGAACAUGGCGCUGGCCGCCCGUCUCCUGCCUCUGCCUGGCCGGGCGACCCGACUCCGGACUCUCGGUGCCACCGAGGUGAGGCUGUCGCCAACUGAAUUUUGUUGCUUGUGUCGCCGCCGCCUGGGCGCAAGCGCGGUCCCGGCCCCUCGCUGCGCUUGGGCCUGGACAAGCCCGGCGCUGCGUUCCUGGGGGCCCCGGAGGCCCCUGCUCCGCCCGGCAGAACUUUCUCCAGCCCUCGCUUCCUUACCCGCUGCUCCCAGCCGCAGCUACAGCACCGAGGAGCAGCCCCAGCAACGCCAGAAGACAAGAAUGAUCAUCCUGGGGUUCUCCAACCCCAUCAACUGGGUCCGGACUCGAAUUUACGCCUUCCUUAUCUGGGCCUAUUUCGACAAGGAGUUCAAUAUCGCUGAGUUCUCUGAGGGGGCGAAGCAGGCUUUUGCUCAUGUAUCUAAGUUGCUGUCACAGUGUAAAUUUGAUCUAUUGGAAGAACUUGUAGCCAAAGAGGUCCUACAGGUAUUAAAAGAAAAGGUCACUUCACUGUCUGAUAACCAUAAAAAUGCACUUGCUGCGGAGGUAGAUGACAUUGUCUACACAUCAACAGGGGACAUCUCCAUUUACUAUGAUGAGAAAGGAAGGAAGUUCGUUAACAUCCUGAUGUGCUUUUGGUAUCUGACUAGUGCCGACAUCCCCACUGAGUCUCUGAGUGGAGCCAGUUUGUUCCAGGUGAAGUUGGGGGAUCAGAGCGUGGAAAGUAAACAUUUGCUUAGUGCAAGCUACGAGUCAGAUGCUAAAGUGAAGGGAAGCUGUCUGCCCUUAAAGAGACUUAGAAGAGACAUUAUUUUAUAAUAUUUGGAAAGAUUUCAGAGAGAAUUUACACAAGGAGUAAAGCCUGACUGGACUAUUGCACGGAUUGAACACUCAAAGUUACUAGAAUAAUCUUUCUUGGAACAAAUCAGGAUGUGAACUCUUAAUAAUCGCUGUGAAAAACUAAGGAAGAAAUGUUUCUGGAUCAUUUGAUUUUUCACUUAAUUAAGUCUGUGGAUUACUUUUGUAUUAUUUGGAAAUAUUCCUUGCAGUAUAUUGACAUGAUACAAUAAAGCAUUUUCCACAGGUU